ACUGCCCCCAGCGCCCCCACCGUCCUGUCCACGCUGCCGCCAGACACCACCAAGGCCCCACCUACCCAGGAGGUGCCCCGGCAGCCGCAGGUUCGGCCCCGUGCCCAGACGGAGGAGGACACAGACCCCAACUCUGUGCAUUCUGUCCCCAGAGGCAGCCCCGAAGGCUCCACCAAGGACCUGAUCGAGACGUGCUGUGCGGCUGGACAGCAGUGGGCCAUCGACAACGACGAGUGCCUGGAAAUCCCCGAGAAUGGCGCCGAGGGUGACGUCUGCAGGACAGCCCAGAGGCGCUGCUGUGUCUCCUACUUGCAGGAGAAGAGCUGCAUGGCCGGCGUCCUGGGGGCCAAGGAGGGCGAGGCCUGUGGGGCCGAGGACGGCAGCACCUGCAGCGUUUCCCUGUACAAGCAAUGCUGUGACUGCUGUGGCCUGGGCCUCCGCGUGCGGGCCGAGGGCCAGUCGUGCGAGUCCAACCCCAACCUGGGCUACCCCUGCAACCACGUCAUGCUGUCCUGCUGUGAGGGCGAGGAGCCCCUCAUCGUGCCCGAGGUCCGCCAGCCUCCGGAGCCUGCGGCCGCACCGCGGAGAGGUGGGGGCUGCCUCUUCCUGCUGGGGCGGCGGGGACCGGGGGCGGCGACCGCUGACCUUCUGGGGGGACUCUGGGCCUGUGUGUCGUCGUCUGUGGCUUGA
This is a messenger RNA of Carlito syrichta (Philippine tarsier), 690 nucleotides long. RefSeq names its product fibulin-2-like. The transcript is spliced from 4 exons. The record is from RefSeq and is a predicted model, not a curated record. The annotation marks the transcript as partial. Lineage: Eukaryota; Metazoa; Chordata; Mammalia; Primates; Tarsiidae. Gene Ontology annotation, cellular component: extracellular region.